Messenger RNA from Brachypodium distachyon (stiff brome), 4899 nucleotides. Its product is annotated as putative disease resistance protein RGA3. The transcript has 7 exons. Gene Ontology annotation, biological process: defense response to other organism. Gene Ontology annotation, molecular function: ADP binding. The record is from RefSeq and is a predicted model, not a curated record. Bases 152 to 4660 code for a protein of 1502 amino acids. NCBI's taxonomy places the organism in Eukaryota, Viridiplantae, Streptophyta, Magnoliopsida, Poales, Poaceae.
AUGCUGGUGGAGCUCUCUAUCCCCCCUCUCUCCCCCCUAGUCAGGCUUCAUAUACUAGUAGUAGUAAGGUGUGUGAAGAGUUGUGCUCUUCAGAAUUGAGAUCUUGACGUAUAUACGUAUGCCUACACAUCGUCGCAACUGAGAUUCUGAUAUGUUGGGCUUGUCUACAGGCAGAGAUAUAUGCAUGGAGGAUCCGGAGUACUCUGCUGAUCUGCUUCAUGGCGGCGCGAUGGAUGUUCCGGUUACUGCUUCCCUCGGCAGCAUGGGGCCCCUUCUCCGGCAACUCCAGUACAGUCGGCCCAGGGGGGUUAGUGCCGCUAAAAUCCGGCUUCUUAAGGAUGGCCUCGGGGCAUUAUGCAUCUCCCUCAAGAAUCUGUCAGAAUUAAAAGCCGAAGAUGAGGAAGACGCUAGCAGUUUCACAGCCAAGUGGUGGAUGAAGCUAGUUCGGGAACUUUGUUAUGACACAGAAGACUACUUGGACGAGCACUCCGGUGCUGGUGAUGCCGGUGCCUGCCCAAGAUCAGGUCGUCGUCUCGGAGGCUUCCGUGUUUGCAGGCAGAAAUUGCAGUGGCGCCCCACCCAGAUUGGGGAAAAGGAUCAAGGACGAUGCGGUGGCGCCUUCAUCAGAUUACUCAACAACACCUCCACAAACAGAACGAAUCUGAAGCAGCGAUCCCAGAUUGCAAUCACUUUCUCAGAACUAAUGGCCCGUGUCGAGGAUGCAAGUGAAAGGCAGCGGGAAUUGUUCAUCCAGCUUGCUCCCCGAAAGACCAUCGAACCUGCAGAUCAUGACUUGGGAGUCUCAUCCCAAGUGUCAGACCAUGACUCUGUCCAUAUGAAGAUUAACACGGCCGACGGCGGCCAGAACAGCUUAGUACUUGGUUUUGAGGAGCCUACCAUGCUACUUGGUUUUGAGGAGCCCACCAUGAACAGUCUUGUCGAUUUGCUGGCUUUCGAAGACGAGGAAGAGAAGCAGCUCAAGGUGGUACCCAUCUUUGGACCUGCAGGUGCCGGGAAGUCCACACUUGCAAGAACCCUGUAUGAUAAGUAUGGAGGCAAGUUCCAGUGCCGGGCUUUUGUACGGAUGCGUAACCCAGAUAUGAGGAAACUUCUCAUUGGCGUCCUUUCCCAAAUUAAAGCACCACCGGAUUAUGCUGCCUUCUCGGAUGUACACCAUCUUAUUGACAAUAUCAUCAAACAUCUACAAGGCAAAAGAUUCUUCGUUAUAAUUGAUGAUUUAUGGAGUACAUCUGCAUGGGAUGUUAUUAGCCGUGCUUUUCCUCAUGGCGUAUGUUUCAGCAGAAUAAUAACCACCACACAAUUUGAGGAUGUAGCAUUGGCAUGCUGUGGUUACCAGUCAGAGUAUGUAUUCAAGAUGAGACCUCUUAAUGAUGGUCAAUCCCGAAAACUGUUCUUCAGUGUAAUCUUUAGAUCGGGAGGUGUUUGUCCUCCAGACUCUCAAGAAGUUUCAUAUGGGAUUAUCAGGAAAUGUGGUGGUUUGCCACUAGCAAUUGUAUAUAUCGCCAGCCUGUUAGCAAGAGAACCUAAGCUUGAGAAAUGGGUGCACAUACAAAAUUCUUUACCCUCCACUUCCGAAGGGUUGAAAGAAGCUGUUAGUUUUAUCUACAAUAAAUUUCCAUCUCGUUUGAAGACAUGCUUGCUAUAUUUCAGUAUGUAUCCAGAGGGCUCUGUGAUCAAGAAGGAUGAGUUGGUGAAGCAGUGGGUAGCUGAAGGUUUUCUCGGUGCUGUUGAUGGACAAGACACAGUGGAAAUUGCAGGGGGGUAUUUUGAUGAGCUUGUCAUCAGAGGAAUGAUCCAAGCUGUGGACACCAAUCAUAAUGGCAAAGUGUUGACAUGUACAGUUCACCAGAUAGUACUGAAUUUUAUUAGGUACAAAUCCAUGGAGGAGAAUUUAGUCAUUACUGUGAACUAUUUUCAAUCAGCUAUAGUGCUUCCUGUCAAGGUUCGCCGAUUGUCUGUCCAGUUUGGAGGUGCAAAGAGUGCAAUGAUACCAGAAAACAUCAGAAUGCCCCAAGUUCGUUCACUUUUAUUUUGUGGAUUUUUCAAAUGUGUGCCUCCAAUUCUGGAUUAUAGGCUUCUUCGAGUUCUUAUUCUUCAUAUUUGGGCUGAUCAAGACGAGACUAGUUUCGACCUCACUGGAAUUUGUCAACUCUUUCGACUGAGACAUCUGACGAUUGAAUGUGAUAUCAUCACUGUUGAUCUGCCAGACGAGAUUCGAGGGCUACAAUACUUGGAGACACUCCAAGUAGAUGCAAAACUAUCUGCUGUUCCAUAUGAUAUUGUUCAUUUGAACAAGUUAUUGCACCUUCGCCUUCCGAGCGAGUCUAUUCUGCCUCAUGGGGUUGGCCACAUGACAUCUCUUCGCACUCUGGGGUAUUUUGAUUUGGGCAGUAACUCAGAAGACAAUGUGAUGGAUCUUUGCAAGCUGACCAAUCUCCAGGAUCUUCAUCUCACCUGUUCUACAGUACAGUCAGCUGAAAAUCUGGAAAAAAAUAUGCAACUCUUUGGCUCGAUUCUUGAGAAGCUCGGUAACCUGCAGUCUUUAACUCUGUUACCUACUGCAGGCACUUCAAGCAUGAGCAUUUCCUGUGAUGGCUUGAUCAGCGUGUUCCCGGCCCCAACCCGUCUUCACAGACUCGAUUUGCUGCCGCGGAUUUGCAUCUUCGCCAGCCUGCCCGGAAGGAUUGGGGAACUCAGCAGACUAAGCAUUCUGAAGAUUGCAGUUAGGGAGCUCUCGAUGGAUGAUAUUGGUAUCCUCCAAGGAUUGCCUGCCCUCGCUGCUCUUUCGCUCUCUGCCCGGGAAGUACAAUGGCUCGUCUUUGACAACAGGGGAUUCCGAGUUCUCAAGUACUUCAAGUUCAUGUACGCUGCACCAUGCCUGUCCUUUCUGGGAGGAGCAAUGCCUAGUGUCCAAAAGCUCAGGAUAGGCUUCAAUGCUAACAGACUCAAGAAACAUAGCUGGAAAAUAUUUGGCUUCCAGCAGUUGACAAGCCUUAGAGAGAUCUCUAUAAAACUAGGGGGCAUCGGUGCCCAAGAAUCUGACAAAAGGAGAGCAUUUUUGUCUGGCCUGAUGGCUGCUGUCGACAAUCAAAAUACUCAUACUGUGAACAUAAAAUUUGUCGAGCAUGAGCUCUUUCAUGAUAAAUAUUAUGGAACUCAAGAUGCAGUCCCAGAUUUGUCCCCCCAAAAAGAUGAAUUCUCAGGGGAAGACGAAAACAUCCGAGCUGGUAUCCUCAGGAUUACUGCGCCAUCGGAGUCGUUCUCGCGUCUUUCCCUUUCAGGGAAAAUAAGAGCUCGUGACCUAAUGUUGGACAUAACUGGAGCGUAUGAUCUGCAGAGCUUAGACCAGGUGUUUGAAUUUUAUGAUCCGACAAAAGUUGAAGAGUUGACACUUACGGAGUGCCCACCAUUGGAGUUUAAGCACCUCCGGAUGCUAACCUCGUUGAAGAAAUUGGUCUUUCAGAGUACUGAUCAUCUGUUUGUUCCAAUAAGAGGUCAUGGUGACGUAGAAUUUCAGUUCCCUGUUGAGCAUCUUGUGGUCAAAGAAUUACAUGGUGCUAGUGGGAAGGAAUUGACAGAGCUCCUCACCCACCUCCCAAGUCUCUUCAAAUUGGAAAUCAGAAAUUGUAAAACUAUAAGACAGAUGGUAGUGGGAGUCGAUCUGCAACAAGCAACUUCAGCAGCAGCAUCAGAUUCAGAGGUGGAACAUGAGAAAGAAGAUGAUGGGUUGCUGCUCUUCCCAUCCCAUCUCUCUGACUCGCUACGAGAGCUGAUCAUCUGGGAUUGUCCAGAGCUGGUCCUGGUGGAGGAGACAAGAAGAGACAGCAAGACAGAGACAAGAAGAGGAGGGGUCCAAGCCCUGUGGUCCCUCGAGGAAUUCGAGAUUCGGUUCUCCCCCAUGUUCCUAUCCGCCUGCUUGUCUUCCUCUCCUUCCCUUCACCUUUUCCCGUCCUCCCUGCAAUCCCUCCGCAUCUGGGCCGUGGAAGGCAUGGGGACGCUGGAGCCCCUCUCAAACCUCACCUCUCUCACGAGUUUAGAAUUGUGGUUUUGUGGAGAGGAUCUGAGAUGCGAGGGCCUGGGGCCGCUCCUUACCGCAGGGGGACAACUCAGUAACUUAACCGUCACUGGUAGCCCCAGAUUCUUUGCUGGAUGGGAUCCCAAUCCCAGGCGGGUGCUGCAGGAUGAAGAAGGGGAAAAAAAGCAGCAGCUGCAGCUUGUUCCCCCAUCGAGUUCAUCCAAACUGCAGGAAAUCAAGACAAAUGGUGCUGCUGGAUUCCUUGCUGCGCCCGUCUGCAGCUUCGUUUCUUCCUCCCUCACCAAGCUUCUACUUUUUGGGACCAAAGAGAUGGAGUGCUUCAGCAAUGAGCAAGAGGACGCCCUUCUCCUCCUCGCCUCCCUCCAGGAACUCCAGUUUUGCGGUUUCGACAAGCUUCAGCACCUCCCUGCAGGGCUGCACAAGCUUACCAACCUCAAGAACUUAGAGAUCGACUCGUGUCCAGCCGUCCGGUCGCUGCCCAAGGAUGGCCUCCCCAAAUCACUGCAAGAGCUAAAUGUCCACUACUGCGGCAAUCAGGAGCUAAAAAAACAGUGCAAGGGAUUAUCAGAGACCAACCCAAAUAUCAGAGUCCGUCACUACUAAUCCAAGGUAACAACUUCCAACCAGGAGCUAAAGCAGCGCUGAUCCAAGGCCUCGGCUUUGGAGUCCCCGUGUACAUUCUUCUAGCCUUGUAGAGCUCAACCUUUUCCACUCAUGCAGACUUGCCACAUGAAUGAGGGUCAUGUGGCUUUCUUCUGCCUUCAUGUACAUAAAUCUGGUGUUCUUAUGUUCACUCAUGGCUUAUUCAUACAUUGCAUUUUCGGUGGGCGUCACUCAUCAAG